AAUUUAGUCAGAACAGUCAUAGAAAUACCACCUAUAAAUUAAAAUAGUAUGUGAACUUUAUCUCCAGUCUCCAACCUCCAUGAAGAUCACCCUGCGUCAGCUCCAAGUGGGUGGUAAACUGAGCCUGGAGGAGUGCCUGAGGAUGGAGUACAGGAUGACACAGGGGUGUGUGAGGGGGAAAGACUUCUACGAGGGAGUUAGAGCAGUGCUUGUAGACAAAGACCAGAGUCCAAAGUGGGACCCUGCAACACUGGAAGAAGUGACUAAUGAAGUGGUGGAAAGCUAUUUCAAACCUUUACCUGAGGAAAAAGAGUGGAAAGCACAGCUAUGAUGAGGGGUGAUUGUGCUAGAUGUGCAGGGCAAAGUGUCACAACUAACACAAUGGUGGUGUUUGGCCAUCUUCUCCAACACAGUUAUAGGAAUGGUGCCAACCUUUGAUUUUUUUAAACAUAAAUUAUGACAAAGGAGAGAACCAUGACUUAAUCAAGUUGAUAAUUAUUAUAACCUUUUUAAGUGACACUAUGGCUAAAAUGAUCACGAAAGUAUUUUCUAUCAAAAGGAAUUUAACCGUGAGCCAUUACCAAAUUAUUUAUGAUUUGUGAUAUACUGUAAUUAUCAAGAGAAAAUAUCUAGUCUGUCAGAUUAAACAGAAUUGGAAAAUAAUACAUAAUUGUCCUUAUGAUUAAAUGUGGGUUGUGAUAUGACAUCGCUACUUGGAUGAAAUAAAUUACAGUAGAUCAUGAAGUAAGUUGCUCAAAGUGAUCAGCAAUAAUAUUGUGAAAAGGACUCAUUACUUUCGUACAUGGCUCUUCUGUUUUAUUCAAGUGGAAUCAGAAAUAAUUUGCCAUCAUCUCUGCAAAUAUAUUUCUUUUCAGAUAAUACAUGCUGAUAUACAAUAAAUCUUACCUAACAAGUUGCAAAUGUUCACUGCAUUUUAUUUCAAUACAUUCCACAGAAUAUUUGAUAUGUUCUCACUUGCAUCAUUUCAAGUUUGUUAAAAAAAAAAUACAUUGAAUAAUCUUGAAAUGUAAAACAUACCCAAAUAAGGAGUACAUCAUAAACAUUGCUUUGGCCCAUACGUAUCAGUAAUCGCCAUAACCAAAUACACAUAAGUUAAUCAGUCCUUAAAACACAUGAAAUGUGAUAGUAACUUACCACAAUUUCUUGAAAUUAAAUAUUAACUGUAAAUUUGAUGUACACUUCUCUAUUCAGCAUGCACAUGGUGCCUGUGCACUUGCACAUUGUCUUCACGCCG
Lingula anatina is the source of this 1255-nucleotide messenger RNA. RefSeq names its product 3-hydroxyisobutyryl-CoA hydrolase, mitochondrial. Lineage: Eukaryota; Metazoa; Brachiopoda; Lingulata; Lingulida; Lingulidae. Gene Ontology annotation, biological process: L-valine catabolic process. The record is from RefSeq and is a predicted model, not a curated record. Gene Ontology annotation, cellular component: mitochondrion. Gene Ontology annotation, molecular function: 3-hydroxyisobutyryl-CoA hydrolase activity.